AUGCUAUCGGUACAGUCGCCCGGCUACGCGGGAAUGGAGCGGCUCGGCGUUCCUACCCGCAGUUCAAUUAGCUCACCACCUCUUAGAGAUGAACGCAGCCGACGAUUACGGGCGGACUCCGGCGUGACAGCGAAUGUCGCCACCAACAACUCUUACCAGCAUCUUCCCAACGUGCACCAUCACAGCCAUCACGCGCUUCACCACCACGAUCAUCUAUUAGUCAGCGGUAGCAGUAGUAACACUAGCAAUUAUAUGAACAAUCAUAGCCAUCAAGCUCAGCAGCAGCAGCAGUACCAUCAAACGACGACGACGACGACGGCGAAGGCGACAACGACUUCCGGGAGUCGCCACCACAAGGAUGCAAGUUCUAGUUCCAGCAGCAGCGGUAGCAGUAGCAGUAGCAGCAGUAACUAUGGCAAACCCGUUCACCAUCAGAGUGCCAGCAGUUUCUACGGUGGUAACAACAACACCACCUUGUGCAGCACCAGCGUUAGUCGGUGUCCGCACCAUGUGGCCCUGCCGGACGGGGAACGGGGGCCGGACCGGGAUCUGCAGACGCGAUCGUGUCAGGACUCGGAGAUCCCCCGGACGUACGUUAAGGCCCCGCCUAACAAAACGGUACGGGACGUUCCGGCCCACUACCAGUCCGGUGCGUCGUCAACGUCGUCGUCGAUGAGCAAUCUCAACAGUCACCUCCGAGGCGGAGCGAGUGGUUCUGGUGCUGCGAUGAGCCACUCGCUCAGCGGGGGUGCCGUCGGUAUGGAUAGCCGAGCCACAGUCAAUAAUAGUCUUUCGGCGCUCGGUUCAUCCGGUAGCAACGUCGCUGGCAGUAACAAUGCCAGCAACACCACCACCACCAAACCCAAGUCGGUCAAUCUGAAAGACUUCCUGCGAACUAUCACAGGUAACAAAUCAACAAAAACAACUAGUGGUAUUAGCAUUAGCAAUAGUAAUAACAAUAAUAUUAACGGAACUGUAAGUAGCAACGCUAGCUGUAAUAAUAACAAUUAUCGGAACAAUCCCUACGGGAACGGAAGCUUGGUCGGUUCGAGUGGAAGUCGGAGUGGGUUGAGUUCGUCCAACAGUGCGAAUCACGUAGCAGUAAGUGGAAUACAUAAUCAUAAUCAUCACUACCGGCAAUCGAUAGCGUCGUCGGUUCAGCAGAGGCAGCAUCAUCAUCAUCAGCAUCAUCAGUCGCCGUCGCAGAGCGGACUGUCCUCAUCAGUUCCGAAUGCCUCCUCGGGGUCCUCGCUAGGCGGCGGUAGCAAUACGCCAAUGUCCCUGUCCGCAAGUCCCAGUCCGGACACGAGCUCUCACUACAUGUGACCGGAAGGCCGCUCGCCGCAGGAUAGUUGAAAUGUUGACGCGGGUCAUCCGGACGAUCUGUUUCCUUUUUUAUUCGUAAAGCUAGCUAAUCGAUGUCGUGAUAAUAUAUGUGAUUCAGAGUAUGAGGAUGGGCAUGGGCAGGGAAGGAGCGAGGGCACCGCCACCACGGCUGGCGCUAAGACUGAUGAGGUCGCACUGCGAAGUUCAUAUUCUGCAUCAUGCGACAGGUGCAGCGGACUUCCUCCGAGAGCAGGUCCGAACAGAAGACCACCUCCGGCAGUAGUGGUGGCCGGUGAUGAUGCUACCCGUCGCUGCACCGUCGCUGGCGCCGGUUGCCAUGUGAUGGAACUCGAGGUCGAUGACAGGUUGUAAUUGAGGAGUCAAAAAGAGUUCACGCUUAUCAGUCAGUGGGGGCGGUAGGGGUAGGAUGCGGAAAACAUUUUGACCCAAAGUUGAGCGAUUCCAUUUGAAUUCGAAUGUCGAUUUUUUAAUUGGAUUUUUGCAAAAUCAUUCUUUUUGUAAAUAUAACUCACCGGUUUGCCAUUUUGACUCUAUCCUUACUUUUAAGAAAAGCCUAAGAUUGAUUCCUUGAAAAUUUCAAUUUAUUUGAUGUCUUCGGCAAUGUUUUGGUAAUUAUAUGUGGAAAAAAUAAGCACUGCAAAAAUGAAAAAGUAAAUUAAAAAUUAUUCAAAACAAAUCUCAACAAUCCUUCUCCGAAAAAGGACUAGAGUUAAAUUGACAAACCGGUUAUGCAGCCUGUCUGUAAUGAACGAGAGGUCGAAAAAAAACAUUCUAGCGAGUAUGUUUGACAAUGAUCUGUCAAUAAAUGGCUCAUGGGCCAAUUUGUUUGAAACAUCCUACGACAGAAGCUCAACCACAACGAUUUCAUAAUUCAAAGAAAUUUUAGAUUACCAAAUUGAAAACGCUUUCACGGCAUUUCCCAAAAAUUUUCUAAGUCACCAUAGCAGGUUCGGACGCCUAUACUGAGGAAAGAUUUCCAAUCUAAAAAUGAAAACAAAAUGCUUUCAAAAUGCCAAUUUUUUUGUCGCAAAUCGGAAAACCAAUCAAGUACAAAUGUCAUCUCUCGUAUUCGUAGUAGGCUUCGGACAAACGAUCUCACUGCGAUUUUAUUACCACAUAGCUAGAAAUAAAUUAUUUUCUAUUUCGCUUGGAGAAUUCAAUCAAAUCUGCACCUCCACCAGUAGGAAACCGACCAUUUUUCGCAAGAGCAAAUUGUAAAACAGGAAAAUAAGAAUAGACACUUCCAGUAUAAAUGAGUUGUACAUUUUAUUUUGUUCGUGUGUAGCCUAGAAAUCCACGCAGUCCCCGAAAAUCCCCGACUUUUAAAGGUAAAUAUAUUUUUACAGUAGCGCGUAAGAAAGUGAACAGAACUAAAGUAAAGAAUUAUCAAAUCCAUGUGCAAGACUACCAUUUAGUAAAGAGUGCAACCAAAACGACGAAUGAGUAACUAUCAAUAACGGAAGGGUUGAAAAGCGAAUAAUGUAAUAGACACUGCAGUUUAGAAAACAUGAAAAUAAAGUGGAAAAUGACAGCCGUUUCGUCCUUCGACUCGUUGAAGGACGAAAAUCAAAAAUACUAGUGAAAUUUUAUUAUUUGUUAAGUUAAAUUAUUUAAUUCUAAAUCAAUUGUAUUGGCUGGAAAAGAGCUAGAUACUCGUAAAUAGUCCUAACAGAGAAAACAAGCUAGUACAUUGAUGAACAAAUUAACCAACAACAGAAGAAGUAACAAUUCGCUUCUUGAUAAAUCCAGUUAAUGCAAAAUACUAAAAUACAUAGUAACACAAAAAGGAAUGGAAAUAGCUCAAGUACUACCGAAACACAAUAAUUAUGUAAUGCACACAGAUAAUAAAAUAUUAAAAAUACACUCACACACUUACUGGAAACGGAAAACAGGCAGACCCACACAGCAACAACCAUACAUGCUACAAAACUACGCGUAAACAAUAAAACAGUGUACCACAAAGCAAAACAAAAUUAAACGGAAAGCUUUUUUGUCAAUAGCAGCAGCAAAC
Messenger RNA from Aedes albopictus (Asian tiger mosquito), 3358 nucleotides. RefSeq lists its product as uncharacterized. The record is from RefSeq and is a predicted model, not a curated record. Lineage: Eukaryota; Metazoa; Arthropoda; Insecta; Diptera; Culicidae.